Messenger RNA from Drosophila willistoni, 442 nucleotides. RefSeq lists its product as uncharacterized. The coding region runs from base 8 to 442 and encodes 144 amino acids. NCBI's taxonomy places the organism in Eukaryota, Metazoa, Arthropoda, Insecta, Diptera, Drosophilidae. The transcript is spliced from 3 exons. The record is from RefSeq and is a predicted model, not a curated record.
UUUCAAAAUGCAAAUAUUUCUUUUAAUCCUUUACUUAUUCACCAUUUCUAACAAUGUUUCUCAUGGCCAAUUCUGCGUUUCCUGUUUCAAUGCAAAGAGCGUCAAAUGCCCCAAUACAUUUUGGUCAAUAAUGUAUAAUCAGGGCUACAUAUAUAUAGUAUCAACUGUUAGCGAUCCAAUAUUUAAUAAUACUAAUUUAUCAAAAUGCGUGCCCAGCGGUUAUAAAAUAGAAGCUCUUGACGUCCCCGCAUGCAUUUGGUCACCGGAACUUGGAAUUAAUAUUGCCUCACCUGCAGAUCGGGAUCGAAUUGAGAUCAUUAACGAGUGCGAGGAUUGCAUUGAAAUGAGUACUUGUGAAAUUAAUUUGGCCUCAAACCAUUCAAUUCAUCGAAUUUGGUAUAUCAGUCUUCUAAUUGCACUUACUAGUCUAUUACAAUUUUGA